Molecule: messenger RNA, 17043 nt
Organism: Aspergillus caelatus
Lineage: Eukaryota; Fungi; Ascomycota; Eurotiomycetes; Eurotiales; Aspergillaceae
Gene: lah
Product: involucrin repeat protein
Exons: 4
Coding region: 1-17043 (5680 amino acids)
Source: RefSeq, a predicted model, not a curated record
AUGUUCAAGGCCUUAUCAGCCGGGGGCCGUUCGUCCGAUGCCCGCAGCAGCUCCAGUUCUAAGAGUAGUAGCCGUCGCAGAACAGAUUCCAAAGCUCCAUCAACAGUGAGCCGCAAGUCCUCACGGGGUGACGACCGUGAUCGAGGCUUGGGUGACCUGUCAGCCUACUCAUCGUCUGGAAACCAUAGCAAGCGCUAUGCGCACAGUGCAGCAGGCGAUUCCAUUGCGUCGAGCUAUGCGACGGCGGAACCUCAUAGCGCGAUCGGACCCGACCGCAAUAUCAUCGAAAGGGCACCAAGGCGCAGAGAUACCGACGAUAGUGAGCGUUGUGAUCGAUAUCCGGACAGCGAUGACAGCGAUGACAAACCCCGACGCAGACGCACUCGCUCCCGAUCGCAGAGUCGCGAACGAACCCGGGAACACCAUGACAAAACAGAUGAGGCUGAUAAUGGAAACCGUGCAAGUAGUCAUUGUCGAGAGCGGGAACGAACUCAGCCUGACGAAAUGCCAAAUGUGCCCAUUUCCGGUGCUGGGGCAGACUUAGCUCCGAAGGUGGGAACUUUUGACCAUCCUCAAUUCCCGCCGCCGUUCCACAACACACACCCAGUGACAUCUAUGCCAAGCUCUCCCAACGUGCCCGGUGUCUACGACCCUCAUAUACAGCAGCAGUUCCCGGGUCAAUUUCCGGCCUUCGUUGCCGAACCUUACCAAUCAAAUCCUGCAGGCGCAGCAGCCGAUUACUACGGCGACCAGGGGCAGUCAGUCGCGCAACAACCCGGGGUUCGGCCUGAGCCACCAAAGAUUAUCCCCAAUAACCAAGCGCACUUGAUGCCGGCAUCACCGCAUCCCAACCCGCCGCCAGAGCCCAGUAGUAUGGGACAGUCCCCCGCAGCGGCUGAGUAUUACGCAGAUGACGCAGAUGACGCAGACUCAGAGAUCCAAGUACCCGAACAAUCAAGUAGACCACCUUCAGGACCGACACCCAAACCUCCCAGGCCAUUUAUACAGGCUGAAGAGGUCUCAGGGCCUGUUGCAACCGUCACGCAUGACGAAGGCAGCCCUCAAAAUAUUGGCUCUGGAUCCUCUCCGUUGCUAGCCGAGUCCUCGACGCCUACAGUUGUCCCGCUUACUGGUGCAAACCCCUCCAAACCGCCCAAUGUUCAAGGUAUAGGUCCAGUAGUAAGUGCGGCAGAAGAUUAUAUGACGGGUCACCAUCAUCAACCAUCCCUGAACGUAGAACAUUCCUCUCAGUCUGGCAAUCAGAAUAACGAGGAGGGUUUCCCGAACGUUGUGGGAUACGCUGGUCCAUCUAUGUACCCCGAUCACCUAAAUGCACCACCCCUCUAUACUGCUACUGAGGAGACAGCAGCGUACGCUGCCCACCCGUCGCAUCCUCAUCAUGCAGCUCUCUACCACGGAGCACCAUUUCAAUCCGGGGGCUUGGCAUUCCAGCAACGCCAACGGGGUCCGCUGGACAAAUUCCUCGAUUUUUGGCGUGACGCAGAAGGGGUUGGUAUGUUCGAGGAUUACACCGAAACCAUUGGCGUUUGCAAGCACUGUUUUGAACCGGGCACCUCUUCGCGCGACGCACCUCGAAAACAUUAUUAUAAACCCCGCCGUCGCUCUAGUGACCGCCACAGCAAUGGCUCUCGAGUGGACAAAGCUCGUCGUUACUCUUCUUCAGAGGACGAAGGUCGACGUCGCAAGAAAAUCUCCACAAGCUCCUGGCUGCCUACAGUGCUUGCUGGGUACACGCUCUUCAAGAACAAAGACUCUGAAAAUACUUAUAAUGUUCGAUCACGCCGACUCGUAAACCCGGCAUCUGAUAAUGAGAACCCAUCAAUGCCCGAGGAGGGAAGUCACACAUCUCGUGGCGUCUAUAGGCGCUCACCCCGCCACUCCCAUGAAGAUCCGCCAGACUACGGAUCUCGACGGCUGUCCCAGUCAAGCUCCCGAUCUUCGUCAAGGUCUAAGAAGCAUCCUGCACUCCAAAUUGCAGCUGACACAGUAACUGGGCCUACAAGUCAGCCACGCCGCAGCCGGUCACCGUGGAAGAGUAAAAGUCGGAAAUCCUCAUCUUCUGAAUCAUCUUUUGUGGAUAUCUCUAGACCAGCUAUGAAAUCUGGGGUAAAAGGCGUGAGCUCAUUUUUCACAGCCUAUUCUGAGAAUCGCAGGAAGUGGCAGGCUAAGAAGCGGAGAAGUAUAUUUUCAUUCAACAACUCGUCAUCAUCCUCUCUAGAUGCUGAUUUAGCAUUUGGAAAUGGUUAUGCCAAAAGACCACCAGGGAAAUCUAAGAAACGAAGCAAGAAGAAGGAUCACGACAAUGUCGAUGCGGCACUACUAGGAUUAAGGGAGAGAGCAGCUGUAAUGGCUGAUUCAGCUUACCGUCCGAGUCAACGGACAGGUGAGCGACUGGUGAAAAAAGGACCUACAUCCGCUCGUUUGGAUUAUUCGUCGUCUGCUACCAAUGACGAUGCUUGGGAGGACGUGGACUCAGGAGAUCAAUCGUCAUCCAGUGUUAGUUCAGCACUUGCUUUCGGAAGUAGUGGACUUUAUGGUAGUAAUGCGUCACCAUCUUCUGAUUCAGGUACAUCCUUGUGGGGCUGGAGAUGGGGCAACAGGAAGGGCAAAAAGCAGAAGAGAACGAGGUCCAACGCACCAGGGAGUCGUUUCCCUACUAAUGCUGCUGUAGCGGUGAAAACAUCCGAAUUAGCCCAUGGCUAUAACAAUCGAGGGAGACGUACCAGCGAGGACAUCGGAAAUGGUGCUGGGAACCUUCAACAUGUGGCUCCUGUGCCCACCAGCGAUCCUUCACACUUUGACGCUGUCAACGUAUGGCCUUCACAGCCGGCACUGAUUAGCCGAGAACCCAUCCCUCUUCAACAACCCCAACCGGUGGCACCGGUCUCUCAAGCUGUCUAUACUUCGCAAGGAGAGACAUUUCCUGCCUACACUACCCCACCUCGUCCUCCACCAUUUGCCAAUACCUUUACACAAUAUGACUACCAAGCUCAAGAUUCACGGGAUGGUCUUAGGGAGCAGGGAAUCCCCCUUUACCAUGAAUCGACUGAUAUGCCAUCAAAAGUUACCCGCCCCCCUCGACGAAGUGACUCAUCGCCUGUGUUUCACACGGAGUCUUUAGAGGGUACAUCGGGUGUGAAGCGUCGUUUUACCAUGAAAGACCAGGGUUCUGUACAGUUUGACCUUACUAGGGAGCAAACAGAUAGAGAGCGCCAAGCAGAUCACCUUGAGCGUCUGAAGCGUGAUUGUGGGCGCCAAGGAGUUCAACUCAUUGAUAGGGAGAGUGAGAUGGCGACAUGCGAGGAAAAGAAUAGACCAAGACGCUACUAUGAUGGGCACGGUGAUUCUGAUUAUGGCUCCCAGGAACAAUACGCACGAGGACCUCGAGCGGAGAGAGGCCCAGCACCGUGGGUUGAUCUAGGUACAGGUGUACUUUCCGGUCAAGGCUCUAACAGUGGCUCCUCCGAAUCCAGCCAGAGAAGUCAUUACGAACGGUCAGAGAAGCGGCGCGCAGAAAGACGCCGUGUGUCAGGUUCUGAAAUAUCAUCUGGCUUUCCCAUGCCUGAACGUUACAACGAUGGUGUUGGCCAGCGCCCGAACCAGGUCACUGGGCAAGACCAUGUUAAGACUUCAGUGUUUCGUGACAUUCCUCGCAAGAAGCCAGUACAUGAUGAUUAUGCACAAUUCUUCGCGCCUGAAGAGUUGCGGUAUAGCCCUGACACAUACGCGCGUCGGGAACCCGCUUCAGUGCCCACUAUCAUAGAAGUGGAGCCUGCAAGUCAAAGAAUAAAGGCAACAGAGGAGCCCCAUCCAAAAUAUCGCGGACUACCAUGGCCAGUUCCAGAGCUCAAGCUGGUUGAGCCUACACCUCCUCAAAGCCAGAGUGGCUCCGUCAGAGAUAUUGCCUCUCCGAUUCCAUCGCCGCCAGAGGUCUCCGAAGAUGAUAGGACAUCAAAGCGAUCAACAACAGGCUCCCGCGUAUCUUGGGGUAAGGAUGAGACUCGCGAAUAUGAAGUCCCAUCUACUUCCUCUGAACUCGACCCCGUCGAUCAUGACAUUGCGGCAGACCGAGGACAGGAAAAGCAGACUGAUAGUGAACCCGCCCGAGAUAUUGCGGCCAUCCAAGAAGAUCUGUCCAAAAACGCCACAGGCGAGUAUGAUCCUGAUAUUGAAGUCGCGGCAACAGCCGCUGCAGUUGCUGCAGCCUUGGGUGUUGAGCCCUCCUUUGUGUCGGAUAUCAGGGAAAAGCUCAUCUUUCCGUCCGGAGCUCGUGACUGUGCUGGUGGGGCGGCAACACCCGAUGAUGGAACGAAGCAGCCAAUUUUAGGGAAAUCCGUUGCUAACGGCCCACUUUACUCUGAGCCAGUGUCGGUGAGUGACGGUGUUAAAACGUUUCAUGACGAUCAACCUCCAUCAUCAAUUGCGCAAGAAGUGAUCCAGCAGCUCACCGGAGAGCAAGCACCUGAGGUGGGUGGACUUUCCGGAAGGGCUGUGGAAAAGCCGAAUGAGGAAUGGCAAACGUUGGUCUUUCGUGACAAGCGUUCUGGACCCGAGUCACCUCCAGAGGAAGUUUUGCAUAUGCCUAAUGGAUCCGAACUAGAGGAGUCAACCAGCCAGCGGGAGCCGCAUGGGUCUACACAAGAACCAGCUCAGGAUGAUUCAAUGUCAAUUAUCUCAGCUGCCAUACCUAGACAUAGUGAGAAACCGAUGGAGGAAGCUGGUUACCGCAAAGACAGUCGCGAACCUGACAUCCCUAGUAGAGCCAGUCCACCUGCCAUUGAAGAGGGCUCUACUAUUGGAAGGAAGAAGCCAAAGAAAAGACAUUCAAAGCGGGAUAGCGAUGCUUUCGAUGACUCCAUCUCUGUGAUAUCUUCCCCAGCCAGAGUUGGAGAGACUAGUGAUCGCGUCAGAAGUGCAGAUGAACAGACAAAAGAAAACAGGGCAGGUGGUCUCUUAAGUAAUAUAUUCGGCUCUAAAGUUUCUGAGCCGGUAGCAAGCGAUAGCUAUCCGUCUCGCGAGGUUCAGUCCGAAGUCGGGCCACCGGGUUCCGGGGAGUCUAGACGCCAACGAAGGGAGAAAAAGCGGCGGCAAAAGUACGGAGAAUUAGCAGACUUGGGUCAAUCAACCGAAAGUGAGAAGGACCGAACAAUAUCGCAAGACGGAGACGAUCAGCCGUCUUUUUUAGCUGGAAGCCCCGAAAUGCCAUACCAGGUUGGCGAUGGUGAUCGUGAAGGUGCUUCGGGGCAUUUUUCCUCGACCAAUGCAGAACUCACAGGAUUGGGACUAGAUGUUUUCGAACAGCGGCCAAGAAGUCGUUCGGCAUCACCCCCUGCAUCGGGGAGAUCUAUCGACCUAAGCCCGAAGUCUCAGAGUAGACCAAAUUCGCCUCAGUUAGGCCGGGGACACGAAGAGGUCCAGGGCCAGCAGUCGCGGCGGUCAUCCGGAGUUCGACCGACAGAUUCUCCUACCGCAGUCCCUUUGCACUUUCGUCGGCCCCCAACCACAUCACCACGGGCCCAUCGUUCGCCGUCAGCCGGCUCGAUUGCAGCGCCAUCCCCUGGCUCUCCAACAGGGCGUUCUCGGCGUCCAGCUUCUGGUGAAUUUAUAUACUCACGAGAGAUGCGACCUCUGUGGCUUGUCGAGCACCAUGGUUGCAAACAUGAAGCAGAGGCCGAGGAACCGUUACCUUCUCUACCAUCAAGUAAGACGUCAUCAGCAAAUGCAUCCGCCGAGAACCUCGCAUCUCUGCAGGACGAGAAGAACUGGGAAAAGCUUGAUUUGAGCCCCAGUAUUCAUAGAGACCAACGGCCUAUUGACGUUGAUAUGCCCUCUAAUCCUCAACACGGAGUGCUUGGUUCCGAGGAAGUAACACCUACUGCCGCAAAUUUCGGACAGAUGAAUACCAAUCAGCUACAUCGGAAGGAUAAGCCCAAGUACGAGUUUCAUUCUCCCUCUGAACUUCUCCAGGACCCAUCCACAUAUCCAGAGCUGCCCCCUUCUCCAACAAUGGGGCCUCUUCCUUCUGCCGAGGGCUCUGCAGUCGGCGUAAAAGGCGAUGGCGGGCUAGAGCGUAGCCUGGAUAACCUUCCACCUCUACCUAUGUCCCGACCUUCUACUCCUGAAAAUGAACAACCUCGUGCUUCGGACGCUGCUGAAGGAUAUCCGACUGGAGAGCUGAUAGCUCCUGGCCUUGGAGCGCCGAGAGCCUCCGGAAAUGAUACUCCUUACGCAGAUGUCGACACGCCUAAGAUGAAGGUACUGGACGGCGAUCUACCGGAUCUUCAGCCAUCUGACGAGAAAACACUGACAAAAGCCACCCAGGGUAGCAUUGAGUCAGGCGAUGCUCUAAUGUCUCAUAAAUCAACUUCCCGGGGUCUGCCAGACGAGGUUGUUCCUGUGCUUCCAGCUGUCCAAAUCCCAAUGACCGAUGCACUAGAGAAAAGUAGAGAGGAUCCAGGACAUGCUGCUACCAGCCCCGUUGACGUUGUCAAUGUCGCAAUUGCAGAUCCUUUGCUACUUGCUGAUGAGGAAUGUGCAUUAUCUGCCGAACCGUUACAAGCUGUAACUACUGACGAGACAAAGAUGGGAAUCACUGCUACAACAGAUGAGAAAGCACAACCACAAGAGGCACAGCCUGGAAUUCAAACUGAGUCACAAAAGUCUGGAACGGGAGAUAAUGUGCCAUUGGCAAACGCCGAGGCUAAACUUGAGUCUAAUCCUAACCUCACUUCUGCCAAGAUUACGUCUGUUGAAGAUGAAGAAACAGAGAUUGUUGACGGAGCAACUGUGACAGGAUCACCCGAGCCGACAACUGGGAGCACAGACAAGCCUGCCGAUGAAGCAGUUCAAGCGCCCACUGAAGAACUAAUAGUGGAUCCUCCUUCGCCACGUUUAUCGAAAAAGAAGAAGAAAAAAGAUAAAAAGAAAAAUUCCAAGAGCGUGAAUAUACAUGAACAGGAGCUACAAGAUACGGCAGCCACAGCUCGUGAAGUCCCUUCAACCCCCGAAGAUGCUGAGAAAAUGGAUGGAGCAAUUACUCCAGGAGAAUCUUCAACUGAACAGAUUUCUCCACCAGAUGGUACCGAGAAAGUUCCAGAAGUUGAGCUAGAGUCCGCCACAGACCUCUCCAAGCCAGACGAGGCAGCCAAUGUACAAGCACCUGUGGAUAUGCCUGUUUCUGAACCCCAGCCUGUUGUAGAUACUACCAAAACCGAAGACGCACUUGUUGCUGAAAACGAGCUUAUUGUGAAGGACCUCAAAGCCGGGGAAGAAACGGGUACACAAGUAAUUGAGAGACGCCCGCUUUCGAACUGGGAGCCUACUGUCCAGGCCGAAAACCUACAAAACGUCGUUGACCUAGCGGCAUCCAUAAAUCCAUCUGAGCAUGAGCCUUCUUUGGAGAUACCGCAGGCAGAAGAUGCUCCCCUAGCUGCGGAUACUUCAGCAACUGAACAGAAACCUGAUUCAGAGGUCUUGGGGACGGAUGCGGCGCGGGCAACGCAGGCACCCCAGGCUACUACGGUCCCAGUGCAAGGGUUAUCCAAAGCCGAAGAUACUCUUAUCAUUACAGAUGUCCUUUUGCCUGAGCAGGCGAUGCCCAAGGCAGAAGACGACGCUCACCAGGAAAGCGUAGAAUCGGAUAUAAUAUUGGAUCCUAAUGCGAAGCGAACGUCUACUGAGAGAGAAGCAGCCGCAAAUACAGAUGUCCCUACCAACAUUUUAGAGAGUGACGAGGACAGGAGGAAAGAGAGCAAGAGCUUUGAUGCAAAUGAGAGCGCCAAAGAUCUUGGUGAGGCGGAAAUCGUGACGUCCAGCAACACUGAACCAGUGAUUACUUCGCAAGCAGGUGAAGAGCCUUCAAUAUCUAUCAUUGAUGAUUAUCAGCCUGUGAAAGAAGCUUUACUUCGUUCCGAAGAAGAAAUCACCUCCAGCGCUGAACAUCCCGUUCAAAGUACAAUGGAGGGAGCUGAAACCCUGGAUGUUAGACGGCAGGGUGCUGUCCUGCCUGAGACACCCUUUGAACACGCAGGGGAGCUUGACAAACAAGAUAAAGAAUACCGACAGUCAGAACCACAAGACUUGACAGAACAUAAUGCCUCCGCUCGCGAUGAAGCCCCGGGAGUUGUCUAUGAACCUAGCACUGCAGUGCUCGAGCAGCCUAUGGAAGCUGCGUCUGUGCGUGGCCUUGGCGGUAACAAUAGUCCUGCAGUAGAUUUGCAGGAGGGGUUAACCACCGAAAUGAGUACCGUUGACCCUGCGCCGGUCGAAUCUGAACCCGGACCAUUACAAUUGGAAAGUGAGCGAGCUACCACAACAGAAGAGGCCAAAGCACCAAUGGAACCGGGCUCCGGAAAGAUACCGCCAGAACAACAGCAGAUGCAGGGCAUUCCUGCGCCUGUUGAACCAAUAUCUUCUCCCGAGCAGGCGGCUGAAAUUGAUGAGGCUGGUACAAGAGAUACUGACGUUACCGACACGCCAACUGAAACUUUCUUGUCGCGACGAAGCAGCAAGAAGAACAAGAAGAAAAGUAAGCGCGAUAGUGCUACGGAGCCACCCGUGGAGAAAGGGACGGACGAUGUCCCACCUGGUGUGCCCUCUAAUGAAGAAGCCAUUCCCCAGGUGGGAGACGAACCUGCUGUGCCCCUCAAAGACGAGCCUGAAGCAAGGCAGCCCGAGGAAGCCCCGGGUAAUGUAUAUAAGGGUGCUAUGGACGUUUCACCUGAAACAACAGCAGGUGCCGCUGCAGAUACACCAGCUGAGUCUCAGGAUGCUGGCUUGGUGGAGACAGGCCAGAAAGCCGGCCCAGAGGAAGCUCCGGAGGGACAGCCAAUGAAGAAGGGCAAAAAGAAAAAGAAAAAUCGCAAAUCCAUAUCUUCUGAUUCUCAAGCUGUGGCCGAUGCGGAGACCCGACGUCCACCCUCCGCUGAGGGGCUUCCUGCCGAGACCCUACUGACGGAAACAAGCGGUGUGGUUCAUCCCACGGAUGGCAGGCAGAUACCACAGGAAGCUACUGCGACUAAAGAGGUAACAGAGACGACUGAAGCAGUAGACGCUAUUCCAGCAGCAGAAAAUGAGUCCAAUGUAUCUGUGGAGAACCGCGCUGAGACCAAUGAUAGUACACCACAUAUGGUUGAGCAUGUCCCAGACGACCCUGUGCCUGACCCCGAACCUGAAGCAGCGGAAUCUACAGCGACAGACAAGAAGAACAAGAAAAAGAAGAAAAAGAAACAAAGCUUGCAGUCCGCACCCGACGCUCAUGUAGAAGCUGCUGAACCCACGUCGAGCGCAGAAGUCGCAAAUCCAAACAUAGACGGUGCUGUUGCUACCGAAAAGGCCCCAGCUAUGGAGGGUCAAGAACUAGUUCUGGAGGAGACCACUGGAGGCGAACAGGCUUUCGACGUAACCGAAGCCGCGGAAGACACGGCUUCACCAGGAGCAGCGUCCGGAAUGACUGCAGCUCAAAAGAAGAAGGCUAAGAAAGAAAAAAAGAAGCAACGCAAAUCCGCUUUGUUGGAUGAACCACCAGCUUUUGACCCCGCUUCUGAUCCGAGCCCAGAAAAUGCUUCUUUAGAACUUGACCUAACCUCUGUUGGAGAAACUGCCUCUGUCAAAGGACCUGAGGCACAUGAUGCUUCAAUUGAGAGACCGACAGUUGUAGAUGAGCUGGCGAGUGAACAACCUCGGGUUGAAACGGUCACAGAUACAGAACCCGACGUUGCGUUGAAAGAGGACUUGAACGAGCGAUACCAAGAACCUGCGCAGCAAGAACCCAAAGAAACGCCCACAGACAAUACUGGUAUUUCAGCAAUUGAAGCAGGAAAUUUAGAGCUCGGCCAAGCACAGCUUACAGAUCAUACACCUUCCGACUUGGAAGGUACCCCUGCGAAUGAAGAGCAUUCAGGAGCCGAUACUGUGGAAAGACACACGGUUGGAAGUUUGGGAAUUGAACAAGAGGCCACACUUGAAAAGCCAGCUGAGAUAGAGCCUGGCAACUCCACGCUCGAUGCUGCACCAACUAUGACUGCGGACACGGCUCUGGAGCAACCUAAGGAAGAAGCACCAAGCGAUGAAGCUGCCCCAUCACACACUGCAGAUGCCGAAGUCUCCUUGGCCGAUGUUAUGCCACAAGACGCUCCAGAGCAACCUCAGAAGGGGAUUCUUAGUGAUGAAGCUGCCCCAGAACAGACUGAAGUUACCCAGGUCUCCUUGACUGACGUUAUGACGCAAGACGCAGUUAUUGAGGAAGCUGGAGCUUUUACUUCCAAGAGGUCUAAGAAGGAUAAAAAAAAAAAGAAGAAACAACAGUCAAAUUCCUUGGAAGAUGAUCAGCCUGCGGCCACUAGGGAAGGGAUUGUAGAAGAGCCUUCUGAUGCACGUUCGGAUUCACUUGAAAUUUCCGGGCAACCACAACUUUCUCUCCCUGAUAAUGUUGCAGGAGAGCCACAAUAUGCCUUUUCUGAAAAGCCUACGCAACAGUCGGAAAUAAAUAAGCCCGAGUCCGCUGAGUCUCCAGAACAGGCCGACCUCACAGGGCCUGUAGAGUUGGAACCUAUGGCGGAUACCCAGGAAUCAAUCUCCAAGAAGAAGGCCAAGAAGGAUAGGAAAAAGCGCAAGUCUGUUUCUUUCUCAAACAACGAACAGGAGGCUCCCACGAAGUCAUCUGAAACCACGGAAGCAACAGGAGCGAGUCGGCAUGUUACAGAAGCUAGCCAACCUCCAGAGCAGACAAAUAAGGAAAUGGCAGAAGCCAGUGCCCUAGUUCAACCAAGCCAGGAAAAUGUUGAUAGCACUACUGCCGACGAGGUACAGCCUGGAGAAACAGCUGCAGACCUACCCAAAGACAUUUCUAUAGUCGCACUUGGGGAGGAUGGUUUAGAGUCGAACAAGGAGGUCGUACCACACGACGAACAAGUUACUCAGCUGUACAAGGAUUCUGUUACCGAAGCACAAGCCAGCACAUUAGGGCCCAUAGACCCUGAUCCUAUUGGUCAGACGCCUCCAAUGGCGACAGAGCCAGUAAAUGAAACUACAGUUCCUGGAGCAGGAGGAUAUACCAAUGAUGAUGCUUCAGUGAUAGAAUCCCCUGGGGAACAAGUACAGCAGGAUGCAAGCAUUCUGACCGCGCCAGAGCUUAGCGGGAAACAUGAAGUCGAGUCCUCUCCAGAAGCGCCUGUACCUGAAACACCCUCUACUUCCGUGCAGGAAUCUACCGUGGUAGUCCAGGAUGCUGAACAAGAGGGUGCCCCCCCAAAGGCAAAAAAAGACAAGAAGAAGAAAAAGAAACGCAAGACCCAAGAAACAAUUGAGAACGAGGCAACUGUCGUACCUGAAUCAAGCAUCGAAGAGGCACCCGUGCAAGCUGAAGAGGAUAACUGUGCUGCAGCUCCGGGGAUUAUCGAAGAGGCAAUUGAGCCAAACAAUGUUGCGAAGGCUUCCGAAAUUUCCAGUCAAGACGUGCCAUCUUUGAUGCCGGAGAGUAUUGUCGAACAUACGCGAGCUGAAACCGAACAGGCAGUUGAUGUUACUGUUCACGAAAUGAAGGAGUCGGAAGGAACCGAACAGCAGGCGAGGGAGCAGCCUGAAGAUCCCCAGAAUGAUGGCGCACCGGUUAUGUCGGCGAAAGAAAGGAAAAAGGCGAAAAGGAAGGAAAAAAAGCGCCAGUCAAAAAACCUGGAUGGUAGCAGUGCUGCCCCCAAUGCCGCGGCGGAGUCUGCCUCAAUUGUACCGGAAGAAAAGACUCAAGGUCCCUUGAUAAAUGCGAGCACCACUUCAGCUGAAGAUGGCACGCAUGAUGCAACCGAAAUCCAAGUCUCCGCUGAAUUGAAACCCUCAGACCCUUCGGUUGAUACGGCAACCCCACCUGCUGAAGAUGACGGUAAAGAAAAUCAGUCCCACGGCACCGAGUCCCACGGCGAGAACGAUAAGAAUCUGUUUUGGACUGAUCACAUGGUAUCUUCGCAGGUAGAUCAACGGCAAGCCACUCCCUUCGACUCUCCCAUCCAACCCGUGCUUGAGAAUCCCGAAGCCGAAAAAGUAGCUGUCUCCGGCGAAUCAGUCCCACUGUCUGAGGAAAUUGAGGUAGGAACUGAGGAUCAUGCGUCAAUGACGGAGCAGGAGGCCACUAGCGAGGUAGAUAGGGUUUUCCUUGAGCACCUGCCUACUGAAGGCUUUUCAGCGGAGGCAGACGAAAGUGGCAAGACACUUACGCCAAUUGGGGACGAGUUAGCGAGUCAGCGAGACACGACUACGGAAAUCACGGGCCAAGGGACUAUGAAAGAUACGACGCCGGCCCAGACGGAUGAGAAGCUUGAAGAAAGGGAUAAAGAAGCUGUGCUUGAAGCAUCUCUCGCUGCUGUUGAGGUACCGGACGCUUCCGUGGACGGUCCACAAGCAACAAAUGAAAGAGCCGUUUCUCUCUCCCCUGCUGAAGCUGGCGAUCCCGAAGACCUGCGAGAGGCAAGCAACAGUUUAGCUAUUGACGUCGAGAAGCUUGAAGCAACAGCGCCUUGGAAGGAAUUACAUCAGGAGCAACGAUCAGAAGAUCCUCAACCAGAGCAUACUUUUUCUGAGUCUAAUCUAUUCUCUACAACAUUGCCCGAACAUGGCACGCGCGAAGCCAAAAAAUCGGAACUGCAAGUGGGCAGCGCUGGACCAGCCCAUGCAAGUGACGCAAAGGAAGACGAGACUGCGAGCCCUAGAGAAACGAGACCGGAAAGAGUUGAUCUCGUUUUAGACUCACUAACAGCGGAAGAGUCUCACUGCGGUGGUGCAGAGAUGGCUAACGCGUCGAAGUCUGCCAAGGAGGCCUCGAGUGAGAUACAGGCAGAGCCCGGGAACUGUUUGUCAGUUGGCUCAGGCGAGGAGAACAGGGAUGUGUUAGAUACAGCAGGAGAGAAACCAGAUGACAUAGAGACAAUCGCUGAACUUUCGGAAACCAAUAAAGGGGCAACAUUAGAUCCCGUGGAAUCCUUGGGUUCAGGAAGUCAACCAUUCGCGGAGAAGGAACAACUGCAAGCUAACAAUGAACCUACACCCGAACAGUUGAGCCACAAAGAACUGACUGAUGGUGCUAAAAAAGGUGAAGAGGAAAAUAUGACGCAGCCUUUGGACCAUAACGCGUCGAAAAAACCGAAGAAGAAAGCGAAGAAACAAGCCAGAGAAACGUCAAUAGAAACCGCUAGUUCUUCACUUGCCGAGUCCAAAAGAGAAAUAAAUGCAGAAAGCGGCCCUGAAACAAUAGUCGGCUCCUCGGCAAUGGCUGAUGCCGCUGAAUCCAGCUUGGCACCUGAAGAAAAGCCCAUGCAGGGCCAAGAAGUGCAAGGUCCACAGCGCGAGCCAGGCGUAUCGAAGCCGGCAUUCGAGGCUGUAUCUACAACCGAAGAAAGAAGUCCAUCUAUGGCUAGGGAGUGCCCUGGCCAGACUCAGGCCACGCAUGAGUUACAGGAGGGAGAGGGCAAAGACGCUGAAGCCCAGAUAAAAUUGAGCAGUCAGACUUCCGAGGGAUGCGAUCUUGAGGCAGCCAAAGAUCGGACUGGAGGGCAACCCACGCAACAAGAAACUCCAGUUCCCAGGACUGUAUCAAAAGAGGAGCAAGAGAGGUCUAAGCAAGAGGCUGAGCUGCAGGUUCCUGAGCAAACAGAGCAACCAGCAUCAGGGCUUAAUACCGAGUCUGCUGAGGGGGGCCUACUUAGUCAGGAAGCAAAGCCAGAGAGUUCGGAGCCUCCAAUGGCUGAAGCAACCAGCGCAGAAGAUUUUCCUUCUGAAACAUCAUCUCGCGAGAACAAGCAGAAGAGUGAAGAUGACAUGAGCGUAGAGACCAAGGAGCCAGAAGAAACUGGAAGUGUUAGUGAAGAUGCAAACGUGAGGCCUUCCCAAAACCAGUGUCAUUCGGAGACAUUGGUAACGGAGAGGUCUGCAAAGGACAAUGAAUGGCCUUUGAUAGAUUGGGAGAAGGAAAGAGUCGAUGCUUUAGAACAGACUCCCCAAUCUUCACCUGAAGCUGUCGCGGCCCCAUUUGAGCCAGACGAGUCGGCUGAAGCCAUAAAGGCGAAGGCAAAUAUGGGGCCGCAAGGACAAGGUUCUGAGGCAAAGCUUGCGACUCCAGAAGCAAUUGUCGAAACAGCGGAGUAUGUUGCUGACCAAUUGGUUCCAUCAACGGAGGAGCCCGGAACGGAGCCAGUCUCGAAAGCGACCCGAGAGCAUACCCUAGACGAUGCAGAAGGCUCUAUUCCCGGGAAGCAGGCGAUGGGAGGCCCUGGCUCGGUUUCCCGGAAGCAAAGCAAAAUUGCCAGUAUAUUCCCUAACUUGGAACGAGGGGCAUUUCGGCGACCUAUCACCACCGAGUCGUCGGAGUCAGUAAAAGAUGGGGCUGAGGAUGAGACCAAUGACCAAGGAGUGAGUCGCGGAGACGCGAUGCAGGUCUCGGAAGCACUCAUCGCUACCACUGAUGGUAAGGACAACGACCACUUGGCGAAUGCACUUGUGAGUUCAGAGCGACCGACUACUGCUACGCUAGAGGACCUCCCAGAAGAGGCUACGAUUCAUGAUAUCCAAACGCCAGUUGCAUCUCGUUCAGUUCAAGGAGACCACGAUGACUCUAAGGAUGUUCGAUAUACACAAGCUGAAUUAACUGAGACAGAUUCUCUUUCGCGGGAAAUUCCAUUAUAUGCGCCAAUACCAAUCCACGAGCAACCGUCUGCAUUUAUCAGCUCCUCGUCGAAUGCUAUGUGUAUAGAUCGGCAAGCAAGCCCCGAGUCUCUCUCUAAGCUUGGCUGCAGCCCUUCAAUCCAGAGAACGUGCGAUCCUUCCCCGUGGCCAAAGCCAUCUGAAGAAAAUACAUCACCUGCACAACCAAACAGCACACUGCCAUCCUCAGCCUUUGGGGUGCCAUCGGUGGUAGAAAGAGGCGCAAUCUCCCCUCCACGGACCCCAUUGCAACCUAUUGCAGAACAUGGACCAGUUGAUCGGACAAGGACCCCCAUAGGAGCCAUGCGUCAGGGACACGGAACGUCCUGCUUGGAGAUGAAGCCAGAACAUGUGCUUCCGGCGCCCGAGACACCGGUCAGGAAAUUUACAGACAACGCUCUGGCGCGCCAGGCAUGGCCUACACUUGACAGGGAUGAAGACCAAGACUUUCACAUCAGGAAGCGUGGUUCGGCCCGAUCUAUUGACCGCGAAUGGCCUGCGGAAGCCGUUCAAACACCGGAAAGAGGCAUACCAAUCCUGAGACCGAGCAGUAUCAGUAGCAUUAAAAGCGUGCACAGCGCACACUCCCAGCGGUCGCUACGACGGAUGGAUCGCAGCGCUGGCAGCGAUUUGCGGGCGGCGAGCCAAGCACAAAGGGGCGCCCGCCAAUCAUCGCGCAGCCCCCAGCCACCACCUGUCGAGGCCCCUCCUUCCGACCUCAAUAUUGAGCACAUAGCUUCCUCCUCUUCCUACGACCCCGUCACCGAUAAGGGCAAACGGCCCCUGCGAGCCAUGACCGAUGUUUACGAGGGUUGGGGGGAAACGCCGAACUCACCUCGGUCGCCUAGCCGACCGCCCAGCAUCCGGCACCGUCGAAGCAUGCAACACCUACAAGAACUUGAGACUCGCCUCGACCAACUCAUAUCAGAAAAUCGCUUACUUGUUGCUGCGCGAGAAGCUGCUGAAGACAAGCUCCGCAAUGCAAGUGUUGCUCGUCGCAAGAGUGACCAUGCGCUCAACGAGCGAGCUGCAGACUUGCGAGACAGGGAAGCUGAAGUGGAACAACUCAAGAAUUCAGUAGAAUGGCUUCAGAAAGAAGUAUCUCGGUUGACUGAAGAAAACGAAGGGCUGACUGUUGCGAACUCCAACAUUACCGUCGCCCAUGCUGCCGAGAUUCAAACCAUACGGGCGUCAUCAAACCGUGAGCUAGACGAUUUGCGCCUACAGAACCAGCAGUUGUCGAACGAAAUGCAAGAUAGAGUACGUCAGCAGAUCGAUGCGGCACUGACUCAGAAAAAUAUGGAGCUGCGCAGGUUGCGAGAGGACUUGGAGAGCGCCCGGGACAAAGUGAAGGAACUACAACAACAGAUCGCCGCAUCCGUGCAAGAUAGCGUGUUAGUCUUCAGGGAUGAGGAUUACUUCGACGCAGCGUGCCAAAAACUGUGUGGCCAUGUUCAACAAUGGGUGCUACGCUUCUCUAAACACUCCGACCUGCGCCGCUGUCGCAAGCUCGACGAUCUUCAGGACGAAAAAAUAGCAGACCGGUUUGAAAAUGCUAUACUGGAUGGAUCCGAUACUGAUGUCUAUCUCUCUGACCGGGUUCGUCGACGCGACGUAUUUAUGUCGGUGGCAAUGACAAUGGUGUGGGAGUUUAUUUUCACUCGCUACCUGUUCGGCAUGGACCGUGAACAACGGCAAAAGCUCAAGUCUCUUGAAAAACAGCUAGGCGAGGUAGGCCCGCGCGGUGCAGUUCAUCGUUGGAGGGCUACUACCCUAAGCCUUCUCUCAAAACGAUCUACUUUCGCCCGCCAGCGUCAAAACGAUACAGAAGCUGUGGCCUUGGAGAUCUUUGAGACGCUGUCACGUCUUCUUCCACCACCGAGCAAUGUAGAGCCCCAGCUUCUAGAGUCCCUGCGCAAGGUACUGAGGGUUGCAGUCGACCUAUCUAUUGAAAUGCGCACGCAGCUGGCGGAAUACAUCAUGCUCCCUCCACUACAACCUGAGUACAAUACCAACGGCGACCUUGCACGAAAAGUCUAUUUCAAUGCGUCCCUAAUGAACGAGCGCAGCGGCGAAACUACUUCAAAUGAGGAGUUGGAGUCCCAACAAGCUGUGGUCCGGGUUGUCUUGUUCCCUUUGGUAGUGAAGAAGGGCAAUGACGCAGGUGAAGGCGAAGAUGAAGUAGUUGUUUGCCCGGCGCAAGUGCUCGUUGCACGUUCUCCUAAAGAUAAGAAGGUUACCAGAAUGCUCAGUGGUGACCGAAUGUCCCUGGAUGGCACCAGGUCAAUUCACAGUAUCGCUCCGUCGUCGACCAUGGACAUGAGCAAUGUGAUUUGA